Messenger RNA from Chanos chanos (milkfish), 1262 nucleotides. RefSeq names its product chromatin accessibility complex subunit 1 (gene chrac1). The transcript has 3 exons. Gene Ontology annotation, cellular component: nucleus; CHRAC. Gene Ontology annotation, biological process: DNA-templated DNA replication; chromatin remodeling. The record is from RefSeq and is a predicted model, not a curated record. Gene Ontology annotation, molecular function: protein heterodimerization activity. NCBI's taxonomy places the organism in Eukaryota, Metazoa, Chordata, Actinopteri, Gonorynchiformes, Chanidae. The coding region runs from base 1 to 360 and encodes 119 amino acids.
AUGUCUGAACAGAGCAUGGAUGAGAAAGUUGAGCGGGCAACUAACAGCAAAAAUGUCUCACUGCCAAUGUCAAGAGUGAAACUGAUCAUGAAAAGCUCUCCGGACGUUUCAUGUAUUAACCAAGAUGCCCUUUUCCUGACCACAAAAGCAACGGAGCUUUUCGUUCAGCACUUGGCCUUGUCCUCUUACACUAAUGGAUCAGGAAAAGAAAAAAACACUCUGUCAUACAGUGAUCUUGCGAACACUGCCGAAGAGACGGAGACUUUUCAGUUUCUCACUGAUAUCCUUCCAAAGAAGAUAUUGGCAAGGGAUUACCUGAAGUCCCUGGAGGCGAGAGAGGAUGAGGAAGAGGACAAUUAACCAGACUGCCUGUAGUGGAGAAUUGCAGAGUCUGUGACCAUCACAUCACAAUUAGUGAGACUUAAUAAAGUAACCACAUCCUGAGUGCUCAAAACAAAGAGACACGAAUGCAAUUGUAGAAAAUUACUGAAGAAAUCAGGAAACAGCCGAGUGACAUUGCUGUGCUCAAGCCAUGGCCAUAUUGUGAAAUCCAGCUAAUUAAAGUACAGCACUGUUCUUGUAGUUUUGUUUAGAGGACUGGCAUUUACAUUUUGUAUGCCAUUCAUUUAAACAACUGACAUUAUGGACUUGCUUGCAUAGCACAGUGAACACUAAUCAUGUUCAGAUCACAGUAUGUGCUGUCUUGUUUGUACUGUAAAUGGCAGAUUUUGGUACUGACAUUUGCCAUAGAGCCACUGCUGUUCUUUGGAAACAUGCUGCAAAAUUGACACUCGUAUGAUGCAUUCCAUAUUGAUGUAUAAAAAUGAAUUGCUUAAAGGACCACAGAUGAAGUGGUCAUGUUUAAUGUGACAUAAGUAAUAUUUAAGUAUCAGCAAUACAAGAUAGUGUUGCUCAGGGCAUUGAAAUACGUUUUGUUUUGGUUGGGUUUUUUUACAUAAAUAUAUUUCAUAGUGCAGGAAUCGGUUUUAAGUGAAAGACUGGAGUAACACUGAAGUUGUUUUUUUUGUUACUGAAUGCUUGGAGAAUAUAAGCAAAUCAGAGGAACCCUGGAUUUUGCCAACUUUAAUGUGUUGUGGUAGUAACUGCCUUGAGCAGUGAUGACAAACUCAGGCAUUCUGUCCAGACAUCCUGUUGGUUUUGUAUAUAUAUACCAACCACUAUAUGUGUCUAAUUUGGCAAAAGAGUGCACACAUCUGGUUCCCAGCCCAUGUAAAGAUGGACUAAUUAUGAGGCGCGGGGAA